UAGAAACCAGGGAACGCAGCAGCGCAGCGCUGAUGAUAAUAAUGCUGUGUGUUGUUUUAAUUCAAAGAAUAAAUAUGAUUAUUUUGAAGCUCUGAGAGCCGUUUCUGCACUGACUCUAUCAGCAAAGAAGAGCGCCGGGGCCUGAAGGAGUCUCUCGCUGAGGACGGAGCGGAAAAAAACAAAAAAAAAAACAGCAGAAAAACUCUAAAAGCUGAGCUAAGCUAACACGGCUAACGGCAGCGAUGUUUAUUUACCUCAGCAAGAAGAUUGCCAUACCCAACAGCAUCCGGCUGAAAUGUGUCUCCUGGAACAAAAAUCAGGGUUUCAUAGCCUGUGGAGGGGAUGAAGGCCUACUGAAGGUUCUGAAGUUAGAAACCCAAACAGAUGAUGCAAAACUGAAGGGUCUUGCAGCUCCCAGCAACCUGUCCAUGAAUCAGACCCUGGAAGGACACAGCGGAGCUGUACAGGUAGUCACAUGGAAUGAACAGUACCAGAAACUAACCACCAGUGACCAGAAUGGCCUCAUCAUCGUCUGGAUGCUCUACAAGGGCUCCUGGUACGAGGAGAUGAUUAAUAACAGGAAUAAGUCAGUGGUGAGGAGUAUGAGCUGGAAUGCAGAUGGAGAGAAGAUCUGUAUUGUGUAUGAAGAUGGUGCUGUCAUUGUUGGAUCAGUGGACGGGAACAGGAUCUGGGGGAAGGAGCUGAAGGGGAUCCAGCUGGCUCAUGUGGCCUGGUCUCCAGACAGUAAGAUCCUACUCUUUGGAAUGGCCAAUGGAGAGAUCCACAUCUACGAUAAUCAGGGCAACUUUAUUAUGAAGAUGACCCUGCAUUGCUUGAUGAAUGUGACGGGCCCUUUGAGCAUUGCAGGGAUUCACUGGUAUGCUGGAACGGAAGGUUACAUUGAGCCAGACUGCCCGUGCCUUGCUAUCUGCUAUGACAACGGCCGCUGUCAGGUCAUGCGAUUUGAGAAUGAUGACAAUCCAAUAGUAAUCGAGACCGGAAUGAAUGUUGCCAGUAUCCAGUGGAACCACUGCGGGAGCGUACUUGCUAUUGCAGGAUCUCUCAGGAGCUCUGGCGGUGAUAAAGAUAUGAAUGUUUUAAAUUUCUACACUCCAUUUGGAGAGCACCUUCGUACUCUAAAGGUUCCUGGGAAGCAGAUCACUGCUGUAUCGUGGGAAGGUGGAGGACUGCGGAUUGGCCUGGCUGUAGAUUCCUUCAUUUACUUUGCCAACAUCAGACCUGAUUACAAGUGGGGUUACUGUUCAAACACUGUGGUAUAUGCCUACACACGACCAGAUAGGAUGGAGUACAGCGUGGUCUUCUGGGAUACAAAGAACAAUGAGAAAUUUGUGAAGUAUGUAAAGAGCCUGAUUUCAGUCACCACCUGUGGAGAUUUCUGCAUGUUGGCUGCCAAAGCUGAUGACUCCCAUCCACAGGAAGAUCCAGACCCAGAAGCUGGAGCAUCAACGUAUGUGCUGGUGUUGUGUAACUCCAUCGGAACUCCCCUGGACUCCAAAUACAUUGACAUUGACCCUCUGUUUAUAACCAUGACAAAGACUCAUGUGAUUGCUGCAUCCAAAGAGGCCUUCUACGCCUGGCAGUACCGUGUAGCCAAAAAGCUCACUGCCUUGGAGAUCAACCAGGUCGCCAAGACCAGGAAAGAGGGCCGUGAAAGAGUUUACCACAUCGAUGACAGUCCAACUGGAGCCGGCGACGGGACUCUCGACUUCGCCAAAGCCUUCACAGCAACGAGAGAUCCCAUCUGUUGCAUCACAGCAUCGGACAAAACCCUCAUAGUGGGUCGUGAGUCUGGGGUUCUGCAGAAAUACAGUCUGCCCAGUAUUACCCUCCUACAGAAGUAUUCUCUGAGCUACAGGGCUUACCAGCUGUCUCUCAACUGCAACUCCAGCCGGCUGGCUAUUAUAGAUAUGACAGGAGUGCUGACAUUUUUUGACAUAGAGACGCGUGGGUCUUUAGGAGAUGCAGAGGAAGGGGCUUCAGCUGGAGACCCCUCUAAAUUUGAGCGCAAAGACGUGUGGGAUAUGAAAUGGGCCAACGACAACCCUGACCUGUUUGCCAUGAUGGAAAAGACCAGGAUGUACGUCUUCAGAAAUCUAGACCCAGAGGAACCAAUUCAAACAUCUGGAUUCAUCUGCAACUUUGAAGAUCUGGAAAUUAAGUCUGUUCUUUUGGAUGAGAUAAUGAAGGAUCCUGAGCGGCCGAACAAAGAUUACUUGUUGAAUUUUGAGAUCCGUUCCCUGCGGGACAGCAGAGCUCUGAUAGAGAAAGUGGGAAUAGAAGAUGCCUCGCAGUUCAUCGAGGACAACCCUCAUCCUCGCCUCUGGAGACUGUUAGCCGAGGCCGCGCUGCAGAAGCUGGAGCUGAAGACGGCGGAGCAGGCGUUUGUGCGCUGUAAGGAUUAUCAGGGUAUUGAGUUUGUGAAGAGGCUGGGGAACCUGCAGAGUGAGGCUAUGAAGCAGGCAGAGGUAGCGGCCUACUUCAGUCGCUUUGAAGAGGCUGAGAGGAUGUACUUGGACAUGGACCGCAGGGACCUGGCGAUCAGUCUGAGGAUAAAGCUGGGUGACUGGUUCCGGGUGCUCCAGCUAUUGAGGACUGGAUCAGGAGACUCUGAUGACGCUCUGCAGGAACAGGCCUACAACGCCAUUGGAGAUUACUUUGCUGACAGACAGAAGUGGCUGAAUGCAGUGCAGUACUACCUACAGGGCCGGAACCAAGAGAGACUGACAGAGUGUUACUACAUGUUGGAGGACUACGAGGGCUUGGAGAGACUCGCUAGCUCUCUACCAGAAAACCACAAACUGCUACCAGACAUUGGCCAGAUGUUUGUCACUGUGGGCAUGUGUGACCAAGCAGUAAGCUCCUAUCUCAGAUGUACCCAACCAAAAGCAGCAGUGGAUGCCUGUGUGCAUUUAAACCAGUGGAAUAAAGCUGUAGAAUUGGCUAAAAAUCACAACAUGAAGGAGAUCGGCCCUCUGCUGUCCAAGUAUGCCUCUCACCUGCUGGAAAAGAACAAAACCCUGGAGGCAGUUGAGCUCUAUAGGAAGGCUCAUCACUUUCUGGAUGCUGCUAAGCUCAUGUUUAAGAUUUCUGAUGAUGAGGCGAAGAAGAGGACAAGGCCGCUGCGAGUGAAGAAGCUGUUUGUGCUCGCCGCCCUGCUGGUGGAAGACUACCAUGCUCAGGUCAAAAACACCCAGCAGAGCAGAGCAAAGGGCAAGAAGUCAGAGGCCACGUCUGCUCUGGCAGGCUUACUGGAAGAAGAUGCAUCCACGUCUGACAGUCGUAUUGUGGAUAAGGCUUGGCGUGGAGCAGAAGCUUACCAUUUCUUCCUUCUGGCUCAAAGGCAGCUCUAUGAAGGCAAAGUGGAGGCUUCUAUGAACACAGUUCUUCACCUACGUGACUAUGAUGAUAUCAUUCCAGCAGAGGAGAUCUACUCCCUGUUGGCCAUCUGCUCAUCAGCGAAUCGUGCGUUCGGUACCUGCUCUCGAGCCUUUGUUAAGCUGGAAUCUCUGGAGAGUCUUUCCUCAGAGCAGAGGCAGCUGUAUGAGGACCUGGCCCUGGAAAUCUUUACCAAACACAGCCCUAAAGACAACCGCAAGAGCCACAUGGACAGCACAGACGACAGCACUGAGGGCAAGCUGCCCACCUGUAUAGUGACCGGCAGGAGCAUCUCGGAUUAUCAGUUCUGGAUGUGCAGCGUGUGCAAACACUGUGCACACGAGCAAGAAAUCACAAACUACAACUUCUGCCCUCUCUGCCAUUCUUCUCUGACCUGAGACUGACCUUCUUGUGUCUUUGUCCACCUCUGUUUGCCUAGUUCACAUCUCUUGAGUCUUAACUCAUCAUUGUUUUUUAUCUGCAGCCAAGUGGAAACUCUGGACGCUUCAUACUUCAUGAACUGUAGCAGAGUUCAACUUACUCAGCAGUUAACUGAACACACAGUGAAAGUACAAGAGUGAGGCACUGAGGCAGGGUAUUUAAAUGUCUUAUAACUCUGAUGCUUUUGAAAUAAUUUGUCUAAUCCAUUUAUCUGCAGUUUGUAUGCCAGAUUUUCAGAUUUUCACCAGUUUGCAAGGUACAGAUUAAUUGUGAAUGGAUCACAAGCAGCCAACAGUGGAUCAUAACCCAGCCAAUUGACACGGUCAUAAAAAUCUUUUAUCUCCAUUUUCUGUUUUUUCACAUGCAACAGGAAAAUUUGAAACUUAAUGUAAAAGUUUUUUUUUUUUACAUAGUGUGAUAAUUAUGUUGAAUGUACUAAUAGUACAAUACCAAAAAUAAUGUUUUCCACAUUGAUUUACACUGAAAGUGCACAUUUUUUCAUGGAGAUACAAGAUUUCUGUCUGGAAACACUUAUAAUCUAAUCCAGUAUAAUGCUAUUUCAGCAUCCGCUCAUUGACUUUUAAUAACUCUGAUGUUUAAGUCAUUUGACUUAUUUUUUUAAUACACACAGGAAUUGUUGUCUGUGUUGACUGAUUGUACAUACUGGAUACAGACAUAUGGAAAACACUACAGUAUCAUUUGGACAAGAUGUUUAACUACAUUCCAAGCAAAGUCUAACUGGCUAUAUACAUUUUACUUAAACUGAAGUCUGACCAUGUCAUUUUUGUCACAUUACAUAUUCCAUAUAUUAAUAAAUUUCAUUUUAUAUAACAAAUUCAGAUGCAUUCUUAAGUCAUAUUGUUAUCUUUCACAUCCCAGUUAUUUUUUACAAAUGUUAUACAGAAUGAUAUCUAACAUAUCAUGUUGCAUUGAUUGUAAAGUGAGAGAGCAGCUAUUUUUACUGUGUGGGUUCAAAGCCUGUUGCAGAAUGUUUAACACACCAUACCCAUAGAGACGUUUUAUGAAAGAGACCAAACAACAUGUGUAUGCAAAUAUGUUUUUAUUGUCCUGAAUAGUAAAAUAAAAAGUUAUCUAAAGUA
This is a messenger RNA of Astyanax mexicanus (Mexican tetra), 4937 nucleotides long. It is a transcript of the gene wdr35, whose product is annotated as WD repeat domain 35. Lineage: Eukaryota; Metazoa; Chordata; Actinopteri; Characiformes; Acestrorhamphidae. Gene Ontology annotation, cellular component: intraciliary transport particle A; non-motile cilium. The transcript is spliced from 28 exons. The record is from RefSeq and is a predicted model, not a curated record. Gene Ontology annotation, molecular function: protein binding. Bases 243 to 3794 code for a protein of 1183 amino acids. Gene Ontology annotation, biological process: intraciliary retrograde transport; non-motile cilium assembly; protein localization to cilium.